GGGCAAACCAAAGAGACAACACCUGCGUGCGGGAAGAGAUGGGGACUCCCGGAAGUCAAACAUUUGGAUAAGGAGAAAGUCAACUAUGCAGGAUUGAAAUGUUGUCAGUGCUGGACACUAGUAGUACGACUUAUGUUGUGUUUAUCGGCAACGCUUGGAAACCCAGUUGGAGACAGCGUGACUAAUCUUGUGCGUGGGUCAGGAAUUACUGCGGUGGUUCCGUCGAGAGGGGUGGGUGCCACACGUUUCCCCAUCAAUGAGGACGUGAGGAUCGGAGGCACUAUGCGACUGUAGGGUGGAUAAGGAGAGGAAGGAAGGAAGGAUGCAGACCACGGGCCAUCGGCUGCGUGAUGUGGAGCAGCAUCACCCCUUGCUGGGUGGGGAGGAGGAGCAGCAGGGGGAGGAGGGGCUAAAGGAGGUGUGUCUGGCGUCCAGGAGGCCCGUCUGGUUCAUUCGGGACACCUGCGGCAUCGUGUGUGCCGUCAUGACCUGGUUCCUGGUCCUCUACGCCGGGUUUGUGGUGAACUUUGUCAUGCUCCUGCCCUCCAAGGACUUCUGGUUCUCGCUGCUCAACGGCAUGGGCUUCAACUUUCUGGCUGUCAUGGCGCUCUCAUCGCAUCUGCGCGCCAUGCUCACUGACCCGGGAGCGGUCCCCAAGGGUAAUGCCACUAAAGAGUACAUGGACAGUUUACAGCUGAAGCCAGGUGAGGUCAUCUACAAGUGCCCAAAGUGCUGCAGCAUCAAGCCUGAGAGAGCCCAUCACUGCAGCAUUUGUAAGCGAUGCAUCCGCAAGAUGGAUCACCACUGUCCCUGGGUGAAUAAUUGUGUGGGCGAGAGAAACCAGCGCUUUUUUGUACUGUUCACUAUGUACGUAGCUUUGAUAUCAACGCACGCACUAUGCUUGAGUGGCAUGCAGUUCUACACCUGUGUUCGAGUCCAGUGGAAUGAGUGCAGCGACUUCUCCCCUCCUGUGGCCGUCAUGCUGAUGAUCUUCCUCUGCCUGGAAGCCCUCCUCUUCCUCACCUUCACCGCCGUCAUGUUCGGCACACAGAUCCACUCCAUCUGCAACGACGAGACGGAGAUUGAGCGUCUGAAGAACGAGAAGCCGACGUGGGAGCGGCGCAUGCGGUGGGAGGGCAUGAAGGCCGUGUUCGGAGGGCCCCCGUCCCUCAUCUGGUGCAACCCCUUCGCCGGCCUGCAGCUACGCCACCUCCUCAUGGUCAGGGCGCGCAAGGGCGGCACCGAGUUCUCCGUCUGAGGGAGGGAGGGAGGGAGGAAGGAAGGAAUGUAUGGUGGAGUUCCACCAUCAGUCUGUCCCACAACUCCUUGACCAAUUCAACUCAACUUGCCAUGCCACCAACCAGUCAUGUCUGAGGAGGAUGGGAUUGGAAGGAGGAUGGGGAGUGGAUGGGGGGCUUCAACAUAUAUGUUCUAUUUGCCUCCCCACACCCCAUCACCUCUUAACUCACCAUGGCGCCAACCAGUCAUGUCUACUGGCCUUCUACUGAAGGACCCCACAACAAUUUUGAGGCAUGCACUUUCGAGUUUUAAAAUGGACGUCUUUUUUUUGUGCACGAACAGAAACGGGCAUUGUAUUGACUACCAAAACAGAAAUGCUCAGCUCAACAUGGUCUAUGGAUUCGUCUUGGAGUCCAUCAGAACUGCUGUUCUAUUGCUGGUCCUAGACUAAUGUACCUUUUUAAAAUGUACUUUUAAUGUCUUUGCUUUUUUGAAAGCCUGCUAUUUUAAGCCUGUGGUGAAACAGGUGUCCAAUCAAAAAGUCAUUGAUGCUUAAAUGUAUUGUAUCUAAGAUGACUGCAGUUUGCCAUGAAGAGUUUCAGUCCAGUCCAGUCCAAGUCCUGGCUGGUCAGCAUUUAGAGGGAAUGUUAAGCCAUCCAGAGAUUUGGCACAACAUAUUGCUGCUGCUCCUGGUUUUGGUGCCCUGGCCCAGAUUACUACUGGUACUCCUGUAUUUUCUCACAACACAGUAGAUUAAGCUGUGGUCCCCCUGAGCUCCAGAAGACUAGUAUUUGUGCUGAGCUUGCUAUUCUAGAUAAGCCAUUACUGCAGGAAUACUGUGAUGACAGUAUUGGACCUGUGAUCUCCGUUUUCGGAGAUCUGGAAUUUUCUGAUGACCACUAAUGCAACAGGAGUGACAACUAUGACUAUAUCGUCACCCUUAAACUGUCGGUACACCCUUGAGCCAUUUCUGAUGUGGUAGUCUUGUUAGACAGAAACCAGUCAUCUCGUGUUAAUCAAUGCAAACAUCACCUGGUGUUACCAUGUCCAAUUGUGAAGGCAAAUAAGUGGCAGCCAUCAAUAGGGCCCUGGUUUGGUCGAUUAUGAGAUUGUGUCAUGCUAUGUAGUAUAUGCAUGAACACAUUAUGUAGUGCAGUUUGAUUUCUGAAAACCAACAAAAAUAUCUGAAGGAAAAUCGGAGAUUAAUCAGGCAGGAAGUUUUACAGUUUAAUCAAAUAGUUCAAAAUAACAUUCACUGUGAUACUUACUUUCAUUGUAAUUUGUGCAUUAUAUAAAGAUUAGUCAAGUACAGGUCCCUCUUACUCCAAAUACUGAAGUCCCUUUAUCUUUAUUUUUUUGUACUAGCUGCACUUCUGGAUGUUUGGUUUUCAAAUACUAUUGUGAGGCUGACUUUGCAGUCACAAGGCACAAACCUUCGAAAGAUCUAGAUUCUAAACAAAAUUCUUUUUCUCUAUUAAAUAGAGCACCCGAGAGAAAAAGUAGAAGAACAACUGCUAUCAUCACUACUAACAUUUAAAUUGGUGCGCCAUUUUGUUGUUUUAAAUAUGAAGAUGCCUUGCUUCUGUGGAGACACAAGACUGGUCUUGUUUAUAGUUCUCCUUUUUUCAUGUCAAAAAUAAUUCACUCCAGACUAGCCUAUUCAUUGCCCAGAAAUAACUUGAAGUAACUUCACAUCCCUAGUGUCACGUGUACAGAUGCAGCACAGAUAAGUUUUAUUAUCCUACUGAAUACAAGACACCUAUUGUUUCUAAAUUGCCUUCAAUUGUGCUAUGAAUGUAUUGAACUUGUUAUGCUGAGCUCAUGAAAGGAUAUGCCUGGAGGUUGAAGAA
Molecule: messenger RNA, 3089 nt
Organism: Engraulis encrasicolus (European anchovy)
Lineage: Eukaryota; Metazoa; Chordata; Actinopteri; Clupeiformes; Engraulidae
Gene: zdhhc7
Product: zinc finger DHHC-type palmitoyltransferase 7
Exons: 8
Coding region: 323-1258 (311 amino acids)
Molecular function (GO): palmitoyltransferase activity
Source: RefSeq, a predicted model, not a curated record